Messenger RNA from Benincasa hispida (wax gourd), 2313 nucleotides. RefSeq names its product mannosyl-oligosaccharide 1,2-alpha-mannosidase MNS1. Lineage: Eukaryota; Viridiplantae; Streptophyta; Magnoliopsida; Cucurbitales; Cucurbitaceae. Gene Ontology annotation, cellular component: Golgi membrane; endoplasmic reticulum. Gene Ontology annotation, biological process: carbohydrate metabolic process; mannose trimming involved in glycoprotein ERAD pathway. Gene Ontology annotation, molecular function: calcium ion binding; mannosyl-oligosaccharide 1,2-alpha-mannosidase activity. The record is from RefSeq and is a predicted model, not a curated record.
CCCCAUCUUUAAUUUUGUAAACAAACAAUCAACAUUUUUCUUUCUACAUUACCGAAAAUCCCCAUUUUCGUGUCUGCGAUCUUCGUUUAAUUCCAUCCUUCAGCGUCGUCUCUUCCGUUUCCGUUUUCCGGUUUUCUUCCAAACUCAGAAAAGCACCUUCCACCCAACUGGGAUAGCCGGGCUCUGCAUCUACGAAGAGAUCCUUUCUAUUACUAUCAUUUCUAUCAUCCCUAGACGCGUCAAUCUCUCCCAUUUCUCUCUACAAAUCAUGUUGUUUCUUGCCCGCUGUUGUGUUCUGUGAUAGAUCACUCGACUCUGAGUCGGAAAUUAUUUGCUGAUACUGAAUCUGGGAAAGGUGAUUGUCGCGCCGGAGCCUGUUCUGAGAUCCCAUGGCUAGGACCAGAUCAUCUACGAGCAAAUGGAGGUAUUGCCACCCAUCGUAUUACCUGAAGAGACCCAAACGAUUGGCUUUUCUUUUAGUGGCAUUCGUUUGUGCUAGUUUACUAGUUUGGGACCGGCAGACUCUGCUCAGAGAACAUGAGGAUGAGCUUUCAAAGUUAAACUCUGAGGUGGUACGAUUGAAAAGUCUGGUAGAAGAAGUUAACUAUAAGUCACAGAAUACAAAUGCCAGAGUUAUUGAGGAGGCCAAGGAGGAGGAGGUUGAUGAUCCUAUUGAUGCUGAGCGAAGGGAGAAAGUCAAAGAAGCAGCACUUCAUGCCUGGAGUUCCUAUGAGAAGUAUGCUUGGGGACAAGAUGAGCUGCAGCCACAAUCAAAAAGCGGGAUUAAUAGCUUUGGUGGUCUUGGAGCAACGAUAGUAGAUUCUCUUGAUACAUUGUAUAUUAUGGGUCUCAAUGAGCAAUUCCAAAGAGCUAAAGAGUGGGUUGCAAACUCAUUGGAUUUCAACAAGAAUUAUGAUGCCAGCGUUUUUGAGACAACCAUAAGAGUUGUAGGUGGACUUCUCAGUGCAUACGAUCUCUCGGGUGACAAAAUUUUUCUUGACAAGGCUAGAGAUAUAGCAGAUAGGUUGCUUCCAGCAUGGGAUACCCCUUCAGGAAUCCCUUAUAACUUCAUAAAUUUGGUUGAUGGAAGACCUCAUAAUCCUUCAUGGACCGGGGGUUUUAGUAUCCUUGCAGAUGCUGCUACUGAGCAGCUUGAGUUCAUUUCUCUAUCACAAAGGACGGGAGAUCCAAAGUAUCAGCAAAAGGUGGAGAAUGUUAUCUCACAGCUCAAUAAAAAUUUCCCCGAUGAUGGGCUCCUUCCCAUAUACAUUGAUCCAAAUGAAGGAAAAGGCUCACAUGCAACUAUAACUUUUGGAGCCAUGGGCGACAGCUUUUAUGAAUACUUGCUCAAAGUGUGGAUACAUGGAAACAAAACUUCAGCUGUGAAGCAUUACCGGGAAAUGUGGGAGAAGUCAAUGAAAGGCCUUUCCAGCUUGGUUAGGAGGACAACGCCAUCAUCUUUCACCUAUAUUUGUGAGAAGAGUGGAUCUUCCCUCAGUGACAAGAUGGAUGAACUUGCAUGCUUUGCUCCAGGAAUGUUAGCUUUGGGAUCAUCAGGUUAUGAUUCUGAAGAUUCCAAGAAGUUUUUAACACUUGCAGAAGAGCUUGCUUGGACGUGCUAUAAUUUCUACCAGACAACCCCUACAAAGUUGGCUGGAGAGAACUAUUUCUUCUACUCCGGAGAGGAUAUGAGCGUUGGAACAUCUUGGAAUAUAAUGAGACCAGAGACAGUAGAAUCACUCUUUUACCUCUGGCGCCUGACUGGCAACAAGACAUACAAAGAGUGGGGUUGGAAUAUAUUUCAAGCAUUCGAAAAGAAUUCCCGGGUUGAAUCCGGUUAUGUCGGGCUGAAAGACGUGAACACAGGUGUGAAGGACAACAUGAUGCAAAGUUUCUUCCUUGCAGAAACUCUAAAAUAUAUCUAUCUUCUCUUUUCACCACCUUCAGUCAUUCCUCUGGAUGAAUGGGUGUUCAACACAGAAGCUCACCCUCUACGAAUUGUAACCCGAAAUGAGGGAGGAGAUGUUGAAAAAUCAGACGAGAAACGCAAGCCAUACUUUAGGCUGCGUGGCAGGAAGGAAGGUCGGUCUGAUUGAAUCACCCGUUUUAUUGCACUCUAAUUCUUGGUAGAGUUGAUUUUAUAGUUGAAAACCUCGAGCAUCCUAAUAUUAUUAUAGUUAUUGAGAUGAGAAGGGCAGUUGUUGCUUCUGGGAAUAAUGCAGCUCCCAUAUGUUUAGACAGAAUUUAUUUGUAAGAUGUAAUACUUAGAUAAAUCAUGAUAAGGGUUUUGUUUUUGUUUUCGUUUUCGUUUUC